Molecule: messenger RNA, 1479 nt
Organism: Kluyveromyces lactis
Lineage: Eukaryota; Fungi; Ascomycota; Saccharomycetes; Saccharomycetales; Saccharomycetaceae
Gene: SET5
Product: S-adenosylmethionine-dependent methyltransferase
Exons: 1
Coding region: 1-1479 (492 amino acids)
Molecular function (GO): protein binding
Source: RefSeq, a predicted model, not a curated record
AUGGUUCAUUUGAAGCUAGAGACACUUCGGUUGAACGAUGAAGAUCAGAGCACCGGGUCCAGCUUGAUCACUCCUAGCCGAACCCAGCUCUGCGAUGAAGUGGUCCGUUGGUGGAAGGAAGAACCGGCUGCCGAAGAUAUGCUGAUAGAUACGUUGUACGAACAUUUGAUCCGACGACGCUCCAAUUGGUCAGUAACCAAAGAUGAAUUAUACCAAGCAUUGAAAUCGCAUAAAUUGUACACUCCAGAGUUGAACGAAUUGGACAGUUAUACUGGCGACAUCAGACCCAGUACCGUUACGGAUGCUGAUAUUGCCCAGUUGAAUAAAAAAUUGUUGGAUAAAGUUACCAUUGCUGAUACUGAGUUUGGGAAAGGAUUAGUAGCCACCGAUGAUAUUAGGAAAGGUGGAUUGGUCUUCCAUGAACAGUUACCAUUGACUGUGAUUCCGCAAUUGGACAAGCAGCCUUUGGUAAGUAGAGGUAAAUGUUGUGGUUUGUGCUCUGCUUUCACCACAUUGUCAUCACAAUUGAUCAUCAAGAACAAUUUGGAUUGUAACAUGUGUAACACCAUCUGGUGCUCGAAGCAGUGCAAGAAACUAGACACUACCCAUUCCGUAUUGAAACAUGCCACUUCUAGAAACUCAUUAUGCAAUAGCUCCAAUUGGAUCAAGUUCGAGAAUUUCUGUUUACAAGAAAGUCUUGUUGCCGCAUAUGCCGUUGGUGUCAUCUAUGCAAGGCAUGUGAUGCAGCCAACAUCCAAUUUGUGGAAACUCUUCACAUCCUUGUGUUCUGUUAGUCAGAGAGUACGCUGGCAAGCUUCUGAUUCCAUCAAUGUUGGUGGUACUUUUGAUGCGUCAUGUAACGGUAAGCUGUAUGCGGAUGUCUCAGCACCGAAUAUGGAGACACAAUGGUCCGAUGCGUUUGAAAUGUUCGCCAAAUCUUUCCCCAAAUGUGAUAUGGACUAUGAAGAUUUCUUAAACCUCACAGGCACCUUCAAUUUGAACCAAAUUAUGGGUCAAGUUUACCCUUUAGUGGCUCAUAUUAAUCAUAGCUGUGAACCUAAUGUAAGGUACGAAUUGGAACCAAAACAUGGGAUUAAAUUAUACGCUAGAAAGGAUAUCAAGAAGGGGGAACAGUUGCGUUUAACUUACGUGAAUCCAUUGCAUGGUGUCACCUUGAGAAGAAGAGAACUAAGGGUUAAUUAUGGAUUCCUCUGUCAUUGUCCUCGUUGUUGUCAAGAAUGGGAGAAACGCCAAAAGAUAGUCAGUGACCCGUCUAACCACGCUAUAUCAUCAGAGGCUGCACAUUCAUCUACCACAGCAAGGAGGAAAUCCUCAAUGAAAAGUUGCAGACCAAGUCUCAAGGAACUUUUAGAAAACGGUGAUGAGUUCGAUCUAGAAAUCCCAUCCGAUGUCAAUUCCAAGAGAAGAAUGUCUGUGCGAUUCAAUAGCCAUGUCACACUGGCCGUCGAAGAAGAAUAA